Messenger RNA from Archocentrus centrarchus (flier cichlid), 2970 nucleotides. RefSeq names its product C-type lectin domain family 4 member E-like. Lineage: Eukaryota; Metazoa; Chordata; Actinopteri; Cichliformes; Cichlidae. The record is from RefSeq and is a predicted model, not a curated record. Bases 277 to 1044 code for a protein of 255 amino acids. The transcript has 6 exons.
CCUUUUUCAGGAAACUGAUGACCAAAAAGAAGCUAAAAUUAUCUAGUGGAGGGCAGAGUGUAGUGUAGUACUUCUCUGAGCAAAUUUUCUUAACUCUGCAGCAGCAUUUGAUUCAGGGGAACGCACUUCAAUAAUUCAACCAGCAGGGACAAAUUUAAAUUUAAAGCAGAAAUAUUGCUGCUCCAGAGCAGAGAAACCAAAACCUUUAGGGGCCCGAAGAGGUAGUAUAUAAAGGGAGACAAAGUGAGGAAGAGGCUUGCGAAGGACACGGCAGACAUGGAGCAGAGAGAAAACUACAGCAGCUUGCAUGAGUUCACAGAGGAGCCGGGACCAGGAGGAAACAGUCUAAUCCCAGAACACAGCAACGGCUCCCAGGGACUGAAGCGAGGAGUCGAGUGUUUGCGGAGUAAGACUUCUCUCCUGAUACUUAUUGGCUUUUUGGCCUCCCUCUUUGCCAACAUCGUACUCGCUGUUCUCUUGAUUAAUAGGCCUGGUGCCUCACCGGACACUUCCUCCUCUUCAGUUCUGGGUUUGAAAUCAAUGCAGAAACGUUACAUCCAGCUGUGUGAAGACUACAGCGCCCUGGGACAGAGCUGUUCAAAGACAGUUAAGCAGUGCAGGGAGUGUCCUGAAGGUUGGCUUCAUGUCGGGAAUCUGUGUUACUAUUUCAGCAAUGACAAGCUGGACUGGAUGAAGAGCAGAGACAGCUGUGAAAAGAUGGGCAGUCAUCUCACCAUACUGCACACCAAAGAACAGCAUGAUGCUCUGGAAAAGGAAGCAAGGAGAAUUGGUGGAUUUGAUUACCACUUCUGGAUCGGCCUGUCGGACUCAGAGAAAGAAGGAGACUGGAGAUGGGUGGACAACACAACACUGGAAUACAAAUAUUGGGAUCAAUUGAGCUCAGAGCCAGAUAACCACCACACGGGAGGGGAACACGGGGAGGACUGUGCCACCUUAGACAGCCACUCGAAGACAUGGUUUGAUGUUCCUUGUGAUCACAUUUAUAAACGAAUCUGCCAGAUGGAUGCCAUUCAGCUCAACUGAAUCCCUGCACCGCUAAAUGCUGCAGACCUGCAAUAACUGGAUAUGCAAGACAAGAAAAUGAAUGGGUACAUGUUUGGGAUUAUAGGAAAUAGAAGUCGGCACUAAAAUAAGCACAUUUUUUUUUGUUUCGGCUUUUUUGGGGGGGGUAAGCUCACAGUUGCUGAAAAGCUGCAUAUUAUAUCGAGAAAGCUUGCUUGAGAUUAGGCAGUUCACUGAAAGACAUCCUUUGUGUAGUAGUGCACCGAUUUUACACAAGGAUAUGAAUAUUUUAUAAAUGUGAGACCAUGACAUCAUGUGACAAUUUUUGAGUUUACAGUGAAUUUGUGUAGUUUCACAGUUGCACUAUUUGCACUGAAAUAACCAUGAAUUUUGCCACUGUGUCAAAUUUUUUUUAAUCUGUCUGCCGUUUUUGGCUGUGAAAGCAGCAAAAUGCUUCAGAAAAAAAACUGUAGGUUUUACUGGGGGAAAAGCAGCAAUGGUUCUGUUUUGACCUUAUCAUAGAAAUCAGCCUUAAUUUAUUUAAAAACUGAGGUUUUCAAUUAAAUUUCAAUUGAAAUUGGUUGCAAAACAGGAAAUGAGAUAAUAUCUUUGCACCUGCACCUGAUAUACACCAGGCGUAUAUCAGAUAGGAAGUGUUUUUUGGGGGAUUUUUUGUUGUUGUUUUUAUUUUGGGGGGGGGGGGGUGCAUGUGUGUGUGUGUUUGUGUGUCUGAGUGUGUGUGUGUGUGUGUGUGUGUGUGUGUGUGUUUGUGUGUGUAGCACCUUGAAGUUGGUUUGUUGGGGCCACAAGGCUGCUGCAGCUGGACCUUUCUCAAAUUGGUACAUCAAAAAGCUGAAUUUGACCUCUAAGGGGUGCUUUAAUAAGAAAAUCUUUGUUUUGUUUUUGGCUGUUGAGGUGUUUGUUAUAUACCAGUAGUAUAGUGUCCUCAUCUGCAAACUCCUGAGGGUCUACUUGGGUUAAAGUGACAAAAAUUUCAUCAUUAAAUGGUGAACAUAUGCCCUCAAAUGUCUUGCCGUCUACACUACAAUAGAAACUAGUCAUGUCUUUAAGGUAGACUUCAAGUAGGCCUGAAAUAAACAAAAUCCCACUCGUCCCUGGUGACAUGCCUGCAAACAAGGCUUAUCCUGGAAUUAAACAAAUAAUUCUUGGGUCUGGUAAUAUUAUGGAAGGUCCCAAGGUUGAUAUGUGCAGUACAUGUGAAAUUAAUGUAAUUUAAAUUCACCAGCCCCAAAUUUUUCCAGUGUUGGUCAAAACUGGCACCCAAAACAUGCAAAAGCAUUAAUAUAGUCUUUAGAUUUUCAAAACCCUUGUUGGUUAAAGCUCAUUGAAGUCUGCCAAACAGAAAGUGAGGUUAUAUUUCAGCAAAUGUUUCUUGAAUUGAGUGUGAACUUAGAGUACGCCACGUCUUUUUGUGAGGUUGUGUAAUUUGACCACUGGGAGCUGCAGUUAGCAAAAACCAUAAACAGUACAGAAGAUGGAUGCAGCCAUGUGACAUCACCCACUGAUCAAUAUUUUAUUCAGUAUGAGCCAAAGCGACUGAUGGAGCCAGUAAACGCAUCAGUAAAGUGUUUACUGAGAUCUGACCUGAGGGCCAUUUUUCACAUAAACUUCUAGGUGCCGAAGUCUUUUUUGCAACCACAGGUAUUGCCCUCUGGUGGCCUUCAUAUAGAAUGCAGGUUUAAGGGACUUGAACAUGUGGCUUCACAUUUUAGCCCCUGAAGCGAUGUCUAUCUUUUAAAAAGAAGUUUUUAUCAGUGCUUAUGGCCACCCUUGAUCAAUUCAGGUUAACUGUGGCCUUCCUGCUUGCGGCUACAGUAUGAUUUCUUGGUAUUUACCCUUUAAAAUGAAUCAUGUUGCUUCUCUGCAAAAUAUCAUAUUUGUAUGUAUGUACACAUGUAAGUCAAUAAAACUGUCUUUUAUAAUCUC